Penicillium taxi is the source of this 1026-nucleotide messenger RNA. RefSeq names its product sterol desaturase family protein. The transcript is spliced from 2 exons. The record is from RefSeq and is a predicted model, not a curated record. Gene Ontology annotation, molecular function: iron ion binding; C-4 methylsterol oxidase activity. Lineage: Eukaryota; Fungi; Ascomycota; Eurotiomycetes; Eurotiales; Aspergillaceae. Gene Ontology annotation, biological process: ergosterol biosynthetic process. Bases 1 to 1026 code for a protein of 341 amino acids.
AUGGGUGCCCUCUUGUCCCUCCCCCUCAUGACCGUUUUCCUUCUCCCCGCCUUCACAUCCUAUACAACCACCCUCAAUGCCAUGUUCUUCUAUAUGACAUGGAUGACGCUGGUGCUCUCACACUCGGCACUCCGAGUCGAGAUGUUCGGCACAAUAGCAGUACGGCUGUUAUUCUACUGGGUGCCCUCAUUCCUCUUCUAUUUAUUCGACCUCCUCACACCAUCCGCAUCGAUAGUUAUCAAAGCGAGUGGCGAGAUUUCUCUACCAGCUUCCAAGCGAAAGGGAAAAACGGGAUGGAUGGAGUUUCUUGGAGAUUUCAAGAUUCCUGGAUGGGCAUUGUUGAAUCUAGGUAUAGGUAUUACUCUGCAGCUAUGCGUUGAGUGGUUCUUCGUCAGCGUUCUCGGCGUGCGCAGUGCGAUCAGGGUCUCUAUAAAGGUCCCUAUGCCUUGGGAUAUUCUCAAACAGAUGUUCUAUGGGCUAUGUUUACGAGAGUGUUUGACCUACUCCAUUCACCGCUUCAUCUUAUAUUCUCGCAAAAGAUAUCCCGUAGUCAUUAACCUCGCAAAAUGGCAUGACAAGUGGUAUCAUGAUAUUUCGAGUCCAUUUCCUCUGUCUGCUCACUACGACCACCCGGUCACCUAUUUAAUAGGCACAUUCAUUCCUACAUACUUUCCAGCCUUGUUCUUCCGCUUCCACAUGCUUACGUACCUGGUGUACAUGGCUAUCAUCUCCAUCGAAGAGACCUUCGCAUACUCCGGGUACAAGAUCAUGCCCACAGCCUUCUUCUUGGGCGGAAUUGCACGACGAAUCGAUUAUCAUUGCUUGAGUCGUGGCGAGGGCAACUUCGGACCCUGGGGUAUUCUAGAUUGGUUUUGUGGAACGAGUAUUGGAGAUAGCAUGGGGGAUAAUCUCAUUGCUGGGUUCCAGGAACGUAUGAUAGAUGAGAGCAUUCAGAACGCAUUCGAGGCAAAUAAGCGCAAAAUUAAGGCUGAUACACUGCGGCGGAACACAGCUAAGAAGAGAUGA